UUCAAAAUUUAAAAAACAAAGAAAAAUCCAUUCUUGACUUUACACGACUCAUUAUAAAAGUAGAUUUCUUUGCCGGGAGAUAAAACAGAGUGAGAGAUGUCAAAUCUUGAUGGCAAUUUUUAACUUUUAAGAUAAUUUUGGUAGUUUUUUUCUAAAAGCCAACAUUUAAGGGUGUAUGAAGAAACCAUAAUUUGAUGAGAUUUCUUUUCAUUUGUUUGAAUGUUAUGGGGAAUCUUACUGAACAGUACUUCUUUGAUUAUUUUGACUUUGUUAUUUCCUUUACGUGUUGGAAGGUUGAUUUCCUUAUUGGGUUCUUGAGAGAUUAAAGUUUUUCCUUUCUACUUUCCUUUUUCUUUUUUUUUUUUUUUCUGGUAGCCCUUUUUCUUUUAUUGAGACUUGAGAGAUUUUCUCUUUUGUCGCUCCCUUUAUUCAUGGAUAUUCGUAUCAACCAUGCUGCAAACGAAGAAAAGCGCAAAAGAGCAGAAAACAUAAAGAUGGCGUUUUGAGAUCUCUCUUUCUGUCUCUACACUUUUAUAGUGAAGGGUUUUGGGGUUCUUUUGUGGUGAGAAAGGUAUAGGACCCACGUGCAAAAUAGCCUGAAGAAAUUAAAAGAAAAAUGCUCUAAUGGGUUUGGCGCCAUUUGUUUUGAUUUUCUAUUGGAAAUUAGUGAAGAAGGAAAUAAGCCAGAAGAGUCGCGUAGAUAUCAAGUACUCUUCCAUUUCUUUAAUCGAUAUUACUUCCUGGAAUCUUCCUCUAUGUAUAAAUGUAAACAAGAAAAGAAUUUUUUUGUUUAUUUCUUUUAUUCGCCCUUUUUUUUUUCUUUUUCUGAACGUCUUCGCUCUGAUAGAUUCUUCUCUGGAUUAAAAGAACAAUGAAUGGCAUGAUAACUUGAUAAGGAAUCUCUUUGUGAUUGUAAAUGACCCUGGUGACUAUGCUUUCAAGCAUAUUGGGACCAUUUUUUGAUCCGGGUCUCCCCUCCUUCCACCAUUUGUGCAGAUUCUGUUUCAGGCAAAUUUUUUCUGGAAAAUGUGCCAAUAACAUCUUGCAUUAUGGGUUGGCUGAGCAAAAUUUUCAAAGGUUCCAACCAUAAAAUCUCAGAAGGGCAAUACCAUGGAAAAUAUGAAAAUGACAAGGAUGCCUGGUCAGAUUAUGAGAAUGAAGAUAUAGAUUGUGCUAUUGCACUUUCCCUUUCAGAAGAAGAUCAGAAAGGGAAAAAUGUGAUUGAUAGUGGAUCUCAUUUGGAGGAAGAUGAACAACUUGCUAGAGCAAUACAAGAAAGUCUGAAUGUUGAGUCUCCUCCUCAUUAUGAUAAUGGAAAUAUGUAUUAUCCUAUACCAUUCCCUUUUUCAACAGGAUUCAGGAUUUGUGCUGGAUGCAAUACUGAGAUUGGUCAUGGGCGGUUUUUGAGUUGCAUGGGUGCAGUUUGGCACCCCGAGUGUUUCCRCUGUCAUGCUUGUAAUCUUCCAAUUUCUGAUUAUGAGUUUUCCAUGCAUGGUAAUUAUCCUUAUCACAAAUCUUGCUACAAGGAAAACUAUCACCCAAAAUGUGAUGUCUGCAAGCACUUUAUUCCAACAAAUUCUCUUGGUCUUAUUGAAUAUAGGGCACAUCCUUUCUGGUUUCAAAAGUAUUGCCCCUCACAUGAAUAUGAUGGGACUCCACGCUGUUGCAGCUGUGAACGGAUGGAGCCAAGAGACACAGGAUAUGUCUCCUUGGAUGAUGGACGGAAACUCUGUCUAGAGUGUCUGGAUUCAGCAAUAAUGGACACUAGUGAAUGUCAACCACUUUACCUGGAUAUACAAGAAUUUUAUGAAGGUUUAAAUAUGCAAGUGAAACAGCAAGUUCCAUUACUCCUUGUUGAAAGACAAGCACUAAAUGAGGCCAUGGAAGGAGAAAAGAAUGGUCAUCAUCAUAUGCCUGAGACUAGAGGGCUUUGCCUAUCAGAAGAACAAACUGUCAGCACUAUUUUAAGGAAGCCAAGAAUUGGGGAAGGGAACCAAAUCAUUGAAAUGACAACUGAGCCGUAUAGACUGACCCGUCGGUGUGAAGUAACAGCCAUUCUUGUCUUGUAUGGCCUGCCUAGAUUGUUGACUGGGUCUAUCUUGGCACAUGAGAUGAUGCAUGCGUGGCUGCGGCUUAAUGGCUACCGCACUCUUAGUCAAGAUGUUGAAGAAGGCAUCUGCCAGGUUCUGGCACAUAUGUGGCUGGAUUCAGAGAUCAUGUCAGGCAGUGGUAGCAGCAUUGCUUCAACUUCAUCAUCUUCCGCUUCAACAUCAUCAAAAAAGGGUAGACGUUCUCAAUUUGAGAUGAAGCUUGGGGAGUAUUUCAAACGCCAAAUUGAAUCUGAUACAUCACCUGCAUACGGAGAUGGUUUCCGAGCUGGUAACAAGGCAGUGCUUAAGUAUGGGCUUAGAAGAACCCUUGACCAUAUUCGAAUGACGGGGGGCUUUCCAUACUGAAGUUUUGAACCUGAUUCUAUCUUUCUUUGCUAUUUCAUUCCACGAGAUUAAGCUUUGGCCCUGUCAUAUUAGAGCCCAGGGCCAAUCCACAUAACGACUCGAAAGUCUAAAGAGGUUAGCAAAAAUUCUGGUUCCAAACAUUCCACUCACAAUCACCCAGAGAUUAGCAAAAAUAUUCAUGAAUACCUAUUUAUUGCCCAGUGCACGAGGCUCCCGUCAAUGAGAAAUUGAGAGUACCUCUUAUUGGCUUAUUAUUGCCAUUUGAUGAUAUUUGUCCACCAAAAGAAAACAAAAAACCACAAGAAAAUAUUUAAUGAAUUAGAUAUUUCCGUUUUAUCCUUCCCCA
Molecule: messenger RNA, 2802 nt
Organism: Nelumbo nucifera (sacred lotus)
Lineage: Eukaryota; Viridiplantae; Streptophyta; Magnoliopsida; Proteales; Nelumbonaceae
Source: RefSeq, a predicted model, not a curated record